Paramuricea clavata is the source of this 933-nucleotide messenger RNA. The record is from the annotation of a GenBank genome assembly. NCBI's taxonomy places the organism in Eukaryota, Metazoa, Cnidaria, Anthozoa, Malacalcyonacea, Plexauridae.
AUGGCAAUAUGGAUCGCUUUUAUUUGGUUUCUAAGCUCCGUUCAUCCAGUGAAGAAUAUUUUCAUUCGCAACGAAAAUUAUGGCAAUGCAACAAAACUAGGGAUCGCUUUAAUCUUGGUACUAUUCACUGCCGUUCUCUACGGCAAAACUUAUUUUGCGUUAAGAAAACAAGCGAGAUCCAUGAUUGGUAAAAAAACUAAAUUUUCUUCGAAGCAACGUCAGCAUGCGCCCGGCAAAAGCAGUUCGAUGGAGAAAGAAAUUUGUACUGAAAGUGGAAAUCGGGAAGGUGCUCAAAAUCAGGAUAAUAUUGUUCAAAACGGGAGUAAACGUGCUCAGAGCUUCAUGGAUGAACGUGCUGAAAAUCAAAAUCUUCGUGCCGAAAAGCGGAAUGAUCGUUCCCAAAACGAUUGUGAACGUACUGAAAUUGAAAACGAACGUGCUAAAUGUCACAGUGAACGUGCCCAAGGUCUGGAUGAACGUGCUGAAAGUCGAAAUCAUCGUGCUGAAAAACUGAAUGAUCGUGCUCAAAGGCAGUCUGAAUGUGGUGAAAUUGAUAAUGAACGUGCUAAAAAUCACAAUCAAGGUGCUCAAAAUAAAAACGAUCGUGUUGAAAGUCAGAAUGAACGUGCUCAACGCGAAGACCUCUCCAACAAAAGGCCUAAAAAUUCACAAGUAAUCAACAAUACAAAGGAACAAAAGUUCUUAAACACUAUCAUUAUAAUUGCAUGUAUUACUGUCGCUACAGUGAUGCCAAGAUCAUUUUAUGGCUACCUUGGUGGUUGGGUAAUUCCAUCUCCAGACAAAACCAGGAUUCUUAAUGCCGUUUUAGUUGCGAUAUUUUGUCUUAAUUUUGCCGUUAAUCCUUUUGUCUAUUGCUUACGUUUGAAGCGAUAUCGGAAAACGUUUAAAAUGAUAUAUGGUUGCCAACAUUGA